Guyanagaster necrorhizus is the source of this 1046-nucleotide messenger RNA. RefSeq lists its product as uncharacterized. The coding region runs from base 94 to 798 and encodes 234 amino acids. Lineage: Eukaryota; Fungi; Basidiomycota; Agaricomycetes; Agaricales; Physalacriaceae. The transcript has 2 exons. The record is from RefSeq and is a predicted model, not a curated record.
GGCCUUGAGACCGCGGCCACGACCUACUUGUGCAGGAACCACCACCAGCCUUCUUUCUUCAGCCGUAUCCACUACUUCUCACUAUUAGAAACGAUGAGUACCACUACUUCGCCAUACCGUGACUACUUCCGUCGCCGCACUAUCGGUCGGGCAGCGUCGCCUCCCACCUGGGCUUGCUACGAGCAGAUCCCAUACGACGACGAAGAUGAAUACAGCGACAGCGGAUCAGAAUCCUGCUCCGAGGAUGAAGAAGACUAUUCCCAUGACCAUGAUCACUUGAGUGACUGGGAGGAUGACCACGACCACCUGGAUGCACCAACGAGUGAGAAUCGGGCCGAUGAUUCCUUGGAUAUGGAUAUGGAUAUAGAUGAAGAGAAUACGGAGGCGGCGGCUGCGAUGAAGGUUGCUGCGUCACAAAAAGAUGUCAAGGGAAAACAGAAAGCUAUUGAGCCUGAGCCUGAGCCCGCUAAGCGCCGACAUCGCAAGAGGGACCGCGAACAUGUCUAUACUCUCCGCCCAAUCCUGACCAUACAGAGAAGCCAAGGCUUUGUCUGGAACCAAGACUUGUUCGUGCCGCCGUAUAUCAAAGACCGAUGUUCGUCUAUCUAUCUCUCUAUUGUCGUCUCUUGUAUUAUUGACCGUUCAUUUGCCGUAGAUGUCGCCUCGAUGUCACCACCAAAUUCGGCUGGUUUCAUAUCCACAUCUGUAUCGUCCACUAACUCUGCGCUGAAUGAUUACGAGGUGGAGGUCGUAGAGAUUCGUGUGCAAGACGGUGAUUUGGAUCAUAUCAUUCCGUAGAUACAUCGCAUCCAUUUCGUUUCGUGGCUCUCUGCCUUGUCUUUCGUACGUAGGUUAUAUUCUUUUUCUUCUUUUUCCCAUUUAUGUCAGGUAAUAGUUUUGACUAUACUACUUUACAUGCCAGGGCUUCACUCAUGUACUUACAAUACAAAUCUCCACUACUCAAGAGUUUCGGGGAUCAUACUUAGGGUCGAGGUGAAGGCUAUAUUGGGGACCAUCGAUGCCUGCAUCUCGUCAACAGAUGGAAC